Molecule: messenger RNA, 1191 nt
Organism: Trichoderma citrinoviride
Lineage: Eukaryota; Fungi; Ascomycota; Sordariomycetes; Hypocreales; Hypocreaceae
Product: TauD-domain-containing protein
Exons: 3
Coding region: 1-1191 (396 amino acids)
Cellular component (GO): cytoplasm
Molecular function (GO): 2-oxoglutarate-dependent dioxygenase activity
Source: RefSeq, a predicted model, not a curated record
AUGGCUCCCGCUCCUAUCGACCCCGUCAUUGUUGACGUCGCGCAGCCCAAGAAGGAUACUCUACCAAUCCCCGCCCCGGCCCGAGAGCGACUGUUGAAGGCGGGCAUUGACCUGUCCAACGGCUACCCAUACAGGCCUUCCAGGCCUCUAUACCUGCAGGACGUUUACAAGAUCCGAAGUGCUGACAGGAAACAUGUCGAUGCUGGAGCCAGGGCAGACAAAUCCAAGAAAAAUCUGUUUGCCGCUGCGACCAAGGUCACGGACCUGACAGCCAACAUUGGGACCGAGAUCGAGGGGCUGCAGCUGAAAGACCUCACCCCUGAGCAACGAGACGAACUGGCCCUGUUAAUUGCGGAGCGAAGCGUUGUAUUUUUCAGAAACCAGGAUAUUUCGCCCCAACAGCAGAAGGAGCUGGGAGAAUGGUAUGGGGAGAUCGAGAUUCACCCUCAAGUUCCGCAAGUUCCCGGAGUCGCUGGUGUGACCGUCAUCUGGCCGGAUCUCCAGGCUACGGAGAGACCAGCAAACUUCCGGAAUCCAGGAGGCGCAUCCCGCUGGCAUACAGAUCUUGUACACGAGCAUCAGCCUGCCGGCAUUACUCACUUACACAAUGACACGGUACCGCCAGUGGGAGGAGACACCCUCUGGGCUAGUGGAUAUGGAGCCUAUGAAAAGCUUUCUCCCAACUUCCGCAAGAUUAUCGACGGCAAAUACGCCGUCUAUCGAUCUGCCCACCCGUACCUGGACCGCAACGAUCCUGAAGCAGGACCCAAAUAUGUUGAACGUACUCACCCAUUGGUGCGAGUUCAUCCAGCCACGGGAUGGAAGGCCCUCUGGGUCAACCGAGCCAUGACCGACCGCAUCGUUGGCUUUGAUAAGGCAGAAAGUGACCUUAUCCUCAACUACCUGUUUGACGUUUAUGAGAAAAACGUGGACAUCCAGCUCCGAUGGAAGUGGACCCCAGGCACGUCGGUUCUGUGGGAUAAUCGCAGAAUCACCAUCCACAAUGCCAGCUGGGACUACGCUGGGAAACACCCGAGACACGGAACGCGAGUCACAUCGCUGGCCGAGAAGCCGUUCUUCGACCCCAAGGCGCCAACAAGGCGACAGGCACUGGGUCUGCUGGACGAGAGUGAGAAGGAGGAGCUUGGACCGGAUUCAACCUCCGAAAAACUGAAUGACUUUUCCUUGUAA